AUGACGGAGGAGGGCCGUGCCUGGUCGAUCGCGCGCAGGCUUCCGCCACCAUCACGACAAUUCCAACGGUGUCCGUCUCCGAGUCGCACCGUCCCGCACGAAGAACUAGCAUGCCGGCGGUGCACACUGCAGGCUGCCCAAGCUAGCCUUAUUGCGCUAUCCUGGUUGGAAGUAGCUCGGGCGCUGUUAGUCGUCAUUGGCCCCUAUGAUCAGGAUGGCGAGGAGGGGGCGGGGACGAUCUGGCAUGAGCAGCGCAUUGAUUGUAUCACGACCCACGGCCAGUCUUCUGCUCCGUCCACACGCUAUUUCAGCCCGCCGUCGAGCAUGGGCAACACCACCUCCUCCUCCAACCCCGCGUCCCAGCACAACCACUCCCAGUCCCCCGUCCGCCGUGGCAGCCCCGCUCGUCCGCCCUCGUCCACCUCCUCCCACCGCGUCCACCCCUCCCUUCGCACAAAGAAAAAGUCCCUCGAGCUGCCCGACCUGGCGUCCCUCGCACUCACCCCCUCCUCCUCGUCUCCCGCCUCCGUCUCGCCCCAUGGCGCACACCGCCGGCCACGCGCCUCCUCGCCCAUCCCUAUUCCUAUAUCGGCCCAGCCCACGCCCCAGACCUUCCGCCCCCAGAACAACCUCCCCUCCGCCGCCCACCUCGCGCUGAACAACUACAAUCGCGACCCAUCCACCUUCAAUGUCCCCCGCGGAAGGUACAGGUCCUCCUACUUGCCAAGCGCCAACCCCUCCACGCGCUCCUUUAUGUCAAGGGUCCAGGACACCUCCCCUGUCCGCGAGGAACUCCCCAGACCGCGGUUCGUCCCCGAGGUCGUCCACAGCACUCUCCCUCUCGCCCUCAUCAAGGCCGAAGAAGACGCGACCAACCCCGAGCCUGUAUCCGUCAAGAUCGUCUGGCAUGGCGGGGGCAGGUCCGUCGUUCUCGCACGUGCGGGGGACGACAACUGGCAGGGAAGGCAGCCCAUGGAUUUCGACUCGACCACCGGCUACUGGUCCACUUAUGUCUCGCUGCUCCCCGGGACCCACCACCUCAAAUUCAUCGUUGAUGACCAGUGGCGCAUCGCAGACGAUCUGCCUACCGCGGCCGAUGACCGUGAUGGAUCGCUGGCCAACUAUGUCGCCGUCACGUCUCCGAUGACCGCAUCGCCCCAGAUGGCCACUGCCCCAGCGGCGACCUCCGUCUCGCCCCUGCAGAGCCCUCAUUAUGUUCACCCCGCGCACAUCAACAGCUUCUUCAGCGACGCCAGCAGCACCGCCGGCAGUAUCAACGAUGUCGAAGACGCCAAGGAGCCGGGCCGGGGCAAGGAGCCGCGCUGGACGUCCGAUAUCCCGCUCGAGCUCGUCGCCGCCGCAGCCGAAGAGGAGGCGUAUCUCGCCUCCACGGACUCGCACGACAUGCCGUCGAGCUCCUCUGCCUCUGCGUUCGGCGGGAUCCCUGCACCGAACAUCCCGCCCGCGCCCGUCCUGCCGCGGCACCUCGACAAGCUCAUCCUGAACGUGCGCCCUGCGAACGCACCGGGCUCCCCGGGGCCGACAGAACGCGAGCGGUCGCGCCGGUCGGGCAAGGAGCGGUCCCGGCGCGAGCGCGACAGGGAGGGCCGCCCGCGCCCGUCGGCCCUCGGUAUGACGUCGAGCACGUCGGCGGACUUUGCGGAGGGCGAGCACCCGGCGCAGCAGCUCGGGCUGCCCAUCGUCACCGCAUCCGGGACAGACGUCACGGCUGGGGCGGUGCCGUCGUCGCCCCUGCCGGAGGGCGCGGCGAAGACGAACGGCGGGGUGGGCAAGCUGGAGGUGGCGGGGCUCGCGGACGACAACAGCGUGCUGCCCGUGCCGUCGCACGUUGUGCUGCACCAUCUGAGCACGAGCGCGAUUCGGAACGGGGUGCUGGCGGUGGCGAACACGACAAGGUACCGGAAGAAGUACAUCACGACGAUCUACUACAAGCCCACAUAG
Molecule: messenger RNA, 1962 nt
Organism: Postia placenta MAD-698-R-SB12
Lineage: Eukaryota; Fungi; Basidiomycota; Agaricomycetes; Polyporales; Adustoporiaceae
Product: carbohydrate-binding module family 48 protein
Exons: 4
Coding region: 1-1962 (653 amino acids)
Biological process (GO): signal transduction
Cellular component (GO): nucleus; cytoplasm; nucleotide-activated protein kinase complex
Molecular function (GO): protein kinase binding
Source: RefSeq, a predicted model, not a curated record